Molecule: messenger RNA, 753 nt
Organism: Kluyveromyces marxianus DMKU3-1042
Lineage: Eukaryota; Fungi; Ascomycota; Saccharomycetes; Saccharomycetales; Saccharomycetaceae
Gene: BMH2
Product: 14-3-3 family protein BMH2
Exons: 1
Coding region: 1-753 (250 amino acids)
Biological process (GO): signal transduction
Cellular component (GO): cytoplasm
Source: RefSeq, a predicted model, not a curated record
AUGUCAUUGAGUCGCGAGGAUUCCGUUUAUCUAGCCAAGUUGGCCGAACAAGCAGAACGUUAUGAGGAAAUGGUGGAGAAUAUGAAGAACGUUGCUUCUUCGGGACAGGAGUUGUCUGUAGAAGAGCGUAACUUGUUGUCAGUUGCUUACAAGAACGUGAUUGGUGCACGUCGUGCGUCAUGGAGGAUUGUGUCCUCUAUUGAGCAGAAGGAGGAAGCUAAGGAGAAGUCUGAGCACCAAGUGCAGUUGAUCCGGACGUACCGGUCUAAGAUCGAGUCUGAGUUGACCAAGAUCUGUGACGAUAUCUUGUCUGUUUUGGACACGCACUUGAUUCCUAGUGCUACCACUGGGGAGUCCAAGGUGUUUUACUAUAAGAUGAAGGGUGACUACCACCGUUAUCUGGCCGAGUUUUCGUCUGGCGAGGUUCGUGAGACUGCUACGCAGUCGUCCUUGGAGGCUUACAAGGAGGCCUCGGACAUUGCUACUACAGAGUUGCCUCCAACACACCCUAUCAGGUUGGGUUUGGCGUUGAACUUUUCUGUGUUUUACUACGAGAUCCAGAACUCGCCCGACAAGGCGUGCCAUUUGGCCAAGCAAGCUUUCGACGAUGCCAUUGCUGAGCUAGAUACUUUGUCCGAGGAGUCGUAUAAGGACAGUACCUUGAUCAUGCAGUUGUUGAGAGAUAACUUGACCUUGUGGACCUCCGACAUGUCGGAGACCGGUCAAGAGGACCAGCCUGUCGAGGGUGCUUAA